AUGGAAUCUUUCCAAGAGUCUAAGAAAAAUUCGGCUGACAUAGUAGAAGAAUAUCGAAAAAUGUUCGCCGACAUACAAAAGACUCCAACAUCAGAUGAAAAUAUUCAGCAUAGAAUGGAAGUACUGAAAGAAAAUGUACGCAAAUACAACAAUCCUUUUUACUUACGACCAUAUAACGUUCAAUCUUUGGCUGAACUCGGUGAAAAUAAAAGGUUAAAUUUCAACAAAACAUAUAGAAAUGAAACAUUGUUUAAAGUUCAUUCAGAACCUAACCAAUAUGGAAACAAACCUACUUUUGUUUCUGCAGACUAUGGAACUACAAUGAGAUGGGGUCAUAAAGCUAAUCCGGAUAGGUGGUUCAUAAACUUACAACCACAAUUCCAAGAAGUUGUAGACGCAAUGGAAGUGAAUGGUGAACCAGAUAUAGCUGGUAUUUUCAGCGCGGCUUUAAUGCCAUUGAAAGAUAUGAAACAUGCAGAUAUUUUGGACCAGUAUGAAAUGAACAUGGCUGAUGGAAAUAUAACACCUGACGUUCUAGAACAUUUAUCUCAAAGAACUACACAGAACCAUAAAGAUGGUAUAUUUGGUGAAGAGUUUAGAAAGAAAGUUAGGGAGGGAGAAGGAAGAGAACCUAUUGUACAUGACCUUGCAAACGAAAGUUUACAAAAUGUCAUAAAAACUUACUUUGCAGACAAUGAACUGAGAAGGGAUGAAUAUUUAAGAAAACUCAAAUGGACAGUACCAAAUGAAAUGUUAGUAUUGAAAAACAUGUUCCUUGACAAAAUAAAACCAACUACAGAAAUAAAUGACGCAAGACUGAAACAUUGGGUAAAAGCUUUCCCAUUCACAAAAGAUAUUAUUG
Molecule: messenger RNA, 862 nt
Organism: Trichomonas vaginalis G3
Lineage: Eukaryota; Parabasalia; Trichomonadida; Trichomonadidae
Product: protein of unknown function, DUF4106 family
Exons: 1
Source: RefSeq, a predicted model, not a curated record